CUGGCUGGGGGUAGCUUGGAGGGAGAGCAAGAGUCAGGGAGGAGGAAACUGUAUUGAUGGAUCUGGGGCUUGCACCCUGCUUCAGUGUGGUGCUCAGAAGCCAGCACAAGGCAGACCUGUAGGCUGAGGCAGCGCGGUAAACUUGACAUCUGAAUGCAUCUUCCCACUGGCAAAAGACGAAUCUAAUAACUCCUUGUCAAAGCCGAGCUACACACUCAACUCAGCCUCUUCGCUUCCCAAAGCUUCUCGUCAAGACAUGGAAGCUAUUGCCAAGUUUGAUUUCAUGGCCUCGGGUGAGGACGAACUGAGCUUUCACACUGGAGAUAUUCUGAAGAUACUAAGCAACCAGGAGGAGUGGCUCAAGGCGGAGCUCGGAAGCCAAGAAGGAUAUGUGCCUAAGAAUUUUAUAGAUAUCGAGUUUCCUGAGUGGUUCCACGAAGGCCUCUCACGACAUCAAGCAGAAAACUUACUCAUGGGCAAGGAAAUUGGAUUCUUCAUCAUCAGGGCCAGCCAGAGUUCCCCAGGAGACUUCUCCAUCUCUGUCAGGCAUGAAGAUGAUGUUCAGCACUUCAAAGUCAUGCGAGACACCAAGGGAAACUACUUCCUGUGGACUGAAAAGUUCCCAUCCCUAAAUAAGCUGGUGGACUACUACCGGACAACAUCCAUCUCCAAACAGAAGCAGAUUUUCCUUCGGGAUGGAACGCAAGACCAGGGUCACCGGGGCAACAGCCUGGACAGGCGGUCCCAGGGAGGCCCUCACAUGAGUGGAACCGUAGAAGAAAUCCGACCUUCGGUGAACCGGAAGCCGUCAGACCACCUUCCCCUGGGUCCCCAGCAGUUCCACCCGCACCAGCAGCCGCCCCCCCAGUUCCCAUCAGGGCCACAGCACCCUCCACAGCAGCGCUAUAUGCAGCAUUUCCACCAGGACCGUCGUGGAGGCAGCCUGGACAUAAACGACGGACACUGUGGCAUCGGCAGUGAGGUGAACGCCACCCUGAUGCACCGGAGACAUACAGACCCCGUACAACUCCAGGCGGCAGGGCGAGUGCGCUGGGCCAGGGCACUGUAUGACUUUGAGGCUCUGGAGGAGGACGAGCUGGGAUUCCGAAGCGGAGAGGUGGUUGAAGUCCUGGACAGCUCCAACCCAUCUUGGUGGACCGGCCGUCUGCACAACAAACUGGGUCUUUUCCCCGCCAACUAUGUGGCCCCCAUGACGCGAUGAUGAGUCGUCCUGGGAGGUUUGGGGGCUCUUCGUCUGAAGCUGCCUGCAAGACAGGGAGGGGCAAGGGGGGAAAGCUGAACUUUAUAACUACAUAUACAUGCAUACAUGUGCAUGUGUGCCCCUGUGAACACAAAACAUGUAUAUGUAUACCUAUGUCUACACACAACAUUGUAUAAUAGUAAUUUAUUGGCAGGCAGGUUGGCUUAUUGACCGGCAUGAGAAGGAACCCAGGUGGAGAGGGGGGCAUUUUGCCAGCUCUUCUCUGUCUAAGGGGGCAGUGGGGAGCUGGGAACAGGGCAGGGAAAUGGCCUUUCCCAGCUCUUGAACUUUCCUGGCUUCUUUCCUGGCUUGGGAAUUUUCUAAGAGAGCAAGCAGCUAAGCAGAGAUCACACCCCAGGGAUGGAUGGACAGGGCAAGGCUGGGCUUGGUGAGGCACGUUAGGUAGUUCACCUGGCCCUGUUCACUUAUAGGGUCUGCACAGAGCAGGCACUGCACCCUGAGAAUUAAGGCGUAGCAGAUGCAGGGCUCUAGGCACCAGGCAAGUCUGAGCAGGGAGCCAGCAAGGGCGUGGUCAGGAGGCUCCGCUUGGUGUGGGAGAACCCUGCAAACUCAGGCCUUGUCAAUGUCUGGCUGGGACUUUUACUUUCCAUCAGAGACUGUCCCUUGGGUAAUCCUCUUCCCCUAUGGCUGACAAGAGAGUUAGAACAUGGGGACACCGCAGAGCCAGGUGCUAGGGAACACACAGGGGUUCUCCACAGGCCCUUGUGGCUUACUUGAAUGUAACUUCUGUUUCCCUAGCUGCAAAGAAAGCUGCAGCCUAGAUUCUUGGAAGUGCUUGGAGAAGCCCUGGCGGAAAAUGUGAGAAGUGUCAGCAGCCUCACUCUGUGGCUACAAGGGUGUCUCUGUGGAACUCAAUUGGGUUUUGCUCCUGAUCUUCUGUGGUUGAGGACAUCUUUGCCAGUGGACGUGAGGGAAGCCAAGAGCGCUGACUGCCGAUCGAUAGAUAGAUAGAUUGACAGACUGACUCUAACCCAGACGGGAGCUUCAUGGAAAUGAGUUUCCUCUUCUGUUUGAGCCGUAGGCCUCUCUCCACCUAGGAAGAGGAACACCACUGCUGCUGUCCCUCUGUCACCUUAAAUUAGAAUUGUGUGUCCUGGUGCCCAACCUGGGGAAUAAAGCACAGAGAAGCCUGUGGGCAGGGAGGGACACUGGGGAGGAAGCUCGGGUGCUUUUGUGGAGCCUGGAAGUAAAGAUGUCAGAACAGAAGGCA
Grammomys surdaster is the source of this 2492-nucleotide messenger RNA. It is a transcript of the gene Grap2, whose product is annotated as GRB2 related adaptor protein 2. Gene Ontology annotation, molecular function: protein binding. The transcript is spliced from 8 exons. The record is from RefSeq and is a predicted model, not a curated record. Bases 257 to 1222 code for a protein of 321 amino acids. NCBI's taxonomy places the organism in Eukaryota, Metazoa, Chordata, Mammalia, Rodentia, Muridae.